AUGGAUGACUCAAGCCUGUCCAGCAGUGUUGAUGUAGACAAAGGCUUUGCCAUUGCCUUUGUUCUUCUUCUUUUUUUGUUCCUAAUGGUGAUGAUUUUUCGGUGUGCCAAGUUGGUGAAGAAUCCCUAUGAGGCCAGCUCCACAACGACAGAACCAUCUCUGAGCUGAACUAUGAAAAAGCCUGGUA
Molecule: messenger RNA, 187 nt
Organism: Kogia breviceps (pygmy sperm whale)
Lineage: Eukaryota; Metazoa; Chordata; Mammalia; Artiodactyla; Physeteridae
Gene: CTXND2
Product: cortexin domain containing 2
Source: RefSeq, a predicted model, not a curated record